AUGAAGAAAAAACAUAACAUAGUGAAACCGCCAUAUUCAUAUAUCGCUUUAAUAACCAUGUCAAUUUUACAAUCGCCAAGGAAAAGAUUAACUUUAUCAGGUAUUUGUGAAUUUAUUAUGACCAGAUUUCCAUAUUACCGUGAAAAAUUUCCAGCAUGGCAGAAUAGUAUACGUCACAAUCUGUCUCUAAAUGACUGUUUUAUCAAAAUUCCACGAGAACCAGGAAAUCCUGGAAAAGGUAAUUAUUGGAGUUUGGACCCCCGCAGUGAAGAUAUGUUUGAUAAUGGUAGUUUUUUAAGAAGACGUAAGAGAUAUAAGCGA
This is a messenger RNA of Lottia gigantea (owl limpet), 321 nucleotides long. RefSeq lists its product as hypothetical. Gene Ontology annotation, biological process: cell differentiation; anatomical structure morphogenesis; regulation of transcription by RNA polymerase II. The annotation marks the transcript as partial. The record is from RefSeq and is a predicted model, not a curated record. Lineage: Eukaryota; Metazoa; Mollusca; Gastropoda; Lottiidae. Gene Ontology annotation, molecular function: DNA-binding transcription factor activity, RNA polymerase II-specific; RNA polymerase II cis-regulatory region sequence-specific DNA binding. The transcript has a single exon.